Jatropha curcas is the source of this 1470-nucleotide messenger RNA. RefSeq names its product putative RING-H2 finger protein ATL12. The record is from RefSeq and is a predicted model, not a curated record. Lineage: Eukaryota; Viridiplantae; Streptophyta; Magnoliopsida; Malpighiales; Euphorbiaceae.
AAAAAAAAAAAAAAAAAUCAUUUUUAGGUCCUAUUGUUCUACAUACUCUGUUUACACAAGAAGCAUAUAUGAAUGUACUUCAGAAAUUGCAACAGCAAGGUGUCUUUGUAGCCUAAUCUCCUAUGAGUAAUCAAUUGAGAGUACUUUCUCUCGUAAUUCUUUUCUUCUUCUUCCAUGUCAAAGCUCAAAGUCCAUCGAACCCGAGUUCCUAUUCAGGUGUCCUCAAACCACUCCGUCCAAGUCUUGCAGUGGUCGUUGGCAUAACCUCAAUCAUGCUUUCUGUAACAUUUCUUGUUCUUGCUUAUGCAAAAUUCUGUCGUAGAAACAGAAAUGAUCAUAGCGACAGAGAUAACCAACAUUUGAAUGCUCUUAUUCGGUCAAGGUCAAGAUUUUCAGGCAUUGAUCGAGCUGUAAUCGAUUCACUUCCUUUCUUCAGGUUUUCUUCACUAAAAGGAUCAAAACAAGGCUUAGAGUGUUCAGUUUGCUUAUCAAGAUUCGAAGAAACCGAAAUUCUUCGAUUAUUACCUAAAUGCAAGCAUGCCUUUCACCAGAACUGCAUCGACCAAUGGCUUGAAAGUCACUCUAGUUGCCCUCUUUGCAGGUACAAAUUCGACCCUGACAACGAUCUCAAGAGUUUCAGCUAUUCUAAUAGAGACUUGCAGUACCGUAAUCCUUCAAAUUUAACUGAUGAUCCAAAUCUUGAACUUUUUAUUCAAAGAGAGGAAGAUUACCGUCACAGCUCAUCAAGAUUUAAUCUUGUAAGCAGCUCUCGAGGCAGCAGCAACAAACAAGAAUUGUUACUUGCUGAUCAGGAAAGUGAUAAUUAUAAUAACCAGCAGUUCUUGCAUAAAUUGAAGCACAAAAUUAUCGUCUCUGAUGUUAUUAUCAAGAACCGGUGGAGUGAUGUUAACUCUUCGGAUUUGCUUUCUUUAAACUCAGAAAUGCUUAGUGCUAUUUCAAGCAACAGAUUUUCCAAUUCAAGAUUCUAUAACAGUAGUAUUCUGUCAAUGAAUGAAGAUAUAGAAAAGAUCAAAGAAGACAUAUUGGAGAGGAAAAGAUUGUAUCACUCCAAGAUUUGUAGCAGUGAAAGAAGUAAUUCUUUUUCAAGUUCAUAUAAGGAGGAAACAUAUUCGAAAAUAAUCAAUCAUGGAGAGAAGAGAUCAAUGUCUGAAAUUACAAUUUGUUCAAGAUUUAAAGAGUUAAAUACGAAGAGUAAUAAAAGCAAAGAAUUGGAAAUAUUGCCAAGGAAUAGUGAUAAUAAGGAAGAUGAGAAAAGGAGGCUUUGGUUACCUAUAGUAAGAAGAACAGUUCAAUGGUUUGCAGGUGAAGAAGGAAAGUACAAAAGACAAACAUCAAAUGUGUGAUGAUGAUCUUAAUUAGCUUCAAAUUUUGUAAGGUUUUUGAAUUUCUUAAUGUUGCUUAUAUAUUACAAAUAUUGUUAAAAUAUUUCAAUUUUUGGGAUCUUUGUAA